GUUUGAUCUAUAAAUAGUUAAAUGUUAUUUUAGUUAAAACAAAAUGUGUGUAUCAAGACUGAAACAGUUUGAGGGUGGUUGGGCUGGAUUGAUAGUACUAGUUUCUUCCUUUCUAACAUGGGUGUGUGCAUUCGGAACAUCGGUUUCAAUCGGCAUCUACAAUUUAGAUUUUGCUGACUACUUCAACAUAGGAUCUGCAGAAGUCUCACUAAUAGGUUCCAUUAAUACAGGAUUUCUAUUCGGUGCAGGUCCUAUCGCCGGUGUUCUGAUGUCUAAAUGGAGCUACAGGAAGGUUGCUGUUGUUGGGGCUAUAUUAAGCAGUAUUGGACUGGUGGCAUUUGUGUUUUCACCAAACGUUUUAUACGCUUACUUCUUCUAUGGUGUUCUAAAUGGGUUGGGCAAUUGUUUAGCGGUGACGGCGUCGCAGGUGUCCUGUGGUCAACAUUACGUCAAAUAUAGAGGAAUAACGUCUAGCUUUGUCAUUUCCGGUACCGGAUUUGGCUCUGCUUUAUUUCCAAUCAUUAUUAAUUAUUUGAUAAAAGUAUAUGGUUGGAGGGGAUCGCUUUUGUUUUUAAGUGGUAUAAAUCUACAUAUGCUCGUCUUUACUUUAUUACUGCUACCUGUAAAAGCUUCUUCACAAAUUCAGUCUGAUCGGCGUUUAGAAAAUAAAAUGAAAAACAGAAAAAAAAGCCUGUCUGAUAUUUAUAAUGAUAAGAGUCAUGAAAUUAAAGAGGAUAUUGAGACUUUAGGCAAGUUUCAAAUAAAAUGUAAAUACUACCUGCAGAAAUUAAAAAGAAACAUAAGCACAAUUUUAAAUUUUAAAUUUUUCAUAUUCUUGACCAGCACGAUUCUGUUUAAUUUUGGUUAUAACGCUAUUGUGAUAUUUCUACCUCAGCAUUCUAUUGCUAUUGGAUAUAAUGAGGGCACAGCUUCAUUGGCACUGACUCUUGUUGGGGCAGGUUUAUUUGUUGGAUGUAUAAUUGGUAGUUUACUUGGUAAUUAUAACUGUAAAAUUAUUGUACUCAUUAUUGGCUCCUUCGGUUUUGGAAUUUCGUCAAUAUUGAUAAAAGUUUCCCAAGUGCAAUAUAUGUACAUGUCACUGUCAUUUUUGGCCGGGUUAUCAAGUGGUUUAGAGACGGCUUAUCUUUUAACAAUCGCCUGCGAGAUAUUAGGUGAUGAUGCUAUGGCCAUCGGUUUUGGAUUCGUUCUGUUUGCUGUAGGAGUCGGGUGUAUGAUAGGUCCACCAAUCACAGGUUAUCUUGUUGACAAUUAUCAAGACACAGAUUACGUGCUAUAUGUAUCAGCAAUUGUGACAAUACUAUCAGGCGUAAUUAUGCUUCCAUACCCACUUAUAUCUGUUGUGAAGAAAUGUUCUAGAUCCAGGACAAGUGAGCAGUCUACUCAUCCAAGUCAAUCGACAAUCACAUUGGUUAGUGUGAUAACGGACAUGAAUGAAAUACAUGUACAAUGAUAUUAACUUUUAAUCAUACAUUAUUUCAAACAACUUCAGAACAUAUAAAAUCAUUUAGUAAUUUACAAUACAGGCAUGAAGUGUUGACCAGUAAGCUGGGCUUAUAAAGGUCUUCUGCCUAUAGAUUUACAAUGCAUACAAUACGUUUUUACAUCCUUAUUUUAUGUAAAUAAAGAUGAGAUUGUUUCCUACAUUAAGUUGUAAUCUAGAGCAAAAUUAUAAACAAACAAAGAAAUGAAA
Molecule: messenger RNA, 1711 nt
Organism: Ruditapes philippinarum (Manila clam)
Lineage: Eukaryota; Metazoa; Mollusca; Bivalvia; Venerida; Veneridae
Product: monocarboxylate transporter 14-like
Exons: 5
Coding region: 44-1471 (475 amino acids)
Biological process (GO): monocarboxylic acid transport; transmembrane transport
Molecular function (GO): monocarboxylic acid transmembrane transporter activity
Source: RefSeq, a predicted model, not a curated record